Molecule: messenger RNA, 1362 nt
Organism: Sordaria macrospora k-hell
Lineage: Eukaryota; Fungi; Ascomycota; Sordariomycetes; Sordariales; Sordariaceae
Source: RefSeq, a predicted model, not a curated record
AUGCCGAAGAUCACCAUCAUAGACAAGGAAGUCAAGCGUGCCUUUAACCCUAUAGCCCACAACAUCUUGGAUCUCGUGGACGGCCAGGUCGCCACGGUUAACGCAAAGACGGGGGCGGUCACUGGUCUCAAUGGCAGUGAUGACGAUGACGUCGAGGGAGACAGUGGUGCUCCCGGUGCGGCGUCUGCUGCCGCCGCUCGUCAGUACCCCGCGCUGCCUAUUUCUUCCCUCUCAUUCUCGUCCCUCUUGAGUCUUGCGCCAGCUUCCAACUUCCCUCCUGCACUUGCACUUCUUCACCAGCGCUCGCCAGAAAUUUCAACCCCAAGCGCACUAGCACCAAAGCAACAAGACCAUUCGGCGACCUAUGCCACUUCCCUUCACAGGGCACCGCCAUCAUUCACAUCUUCUCAGAGGUUGAAGCAACUUAUCUUCUCCCUUCGGCGCGCCGUGUCCGCAAGCUGCUUGUCGGCGGUACGUGGUGUAGAUGUUCCGAAGCUGAACUCCGCUCUAUCUUUGGUCACUACGGCGGAGUACAAACGUGCGAUGGUCAACAGAGACGGGAGUCCAGUCCUCAACUUCAAGAUGUCUUCAUCCAAAAGCCAAGAUGGUGAGCAAACCAUGCCUGUAUACCACUCGAACCACAGCUACUUGUUCACCAAGGUCAUUGAGCGUCACCCCAACCUCACCAAAGAUGAGCUCGAGAAGGAGUUCAAGUCCAACGUUGAGGGCGCGUACGUUACUGAGCUCCUCGACGACCUAGAGCAAGGCAGAGAUCUCAUCGCCAAGUUCCAGGCCAUGAUCUCCAAGCUCAAGGAGGAGCUUGCCAUCGAGAAGCAGAAGGUCGAGGAUGCGGAUUGCUUCGGAAAGUUCACCCAGCAGUACGUGAGUCAGGCCUUGCAGGAGACCGUAGAGCUGAGAGGCGAGAAGCAGCGCCUCGAGGAGGAACAUGCGGCGGUGAAGAAGAAGCUCGAGAGCAAGCAUAAGGCCGAGUGCCAAGACUACAGCACCCAGAUCGAGAAGCUGCGGGCCGAGAAGAAGCGCCUCAUGGCGGACGAUGCAGAGGUCAAGCGCCUCAACAAGGACCUGAAAGAGAAGCGGGAUGUUCAAGUUCGCAAAUUUGAGGUGCUUUUGGCCGAGAAGACGGACCUUGAGAAGAAGGUCAAGACGAAGGAUGAGGAGGUCGAGGAUCUUGAAGAUGAGGUAGCCAUGUUGCAGCAGGACAAUGCGGAGCUUGAGAAGGCCCUCACCGCGCACAAGGAUAGAAUCAUGUCAUUGGAGGAGGGUAUCAGUCUUUACGACCAGGUGUUGAGGGACCGGGCUAGGCAAGGGCAAUAUGGGAACCAGGACGGCUCGGAUCUGUAA